Messenger RNA from Anguilla rostrata (American eel), 3677 nucleotides. Its product is annotated as syncoilin-like. The record is from RefSeq and is a predicted model, not a curated record. Gene Ontology annotation, cellular component: intermediate filament. NCBI's taxonomy places the organism in Eukaryota, Metazoa, Chordata, Actinopteri, Anguilliformes, Anguillidae. The transcript has 5 exons. The coding region runs from base 352 to 1473 and encodes 373 amino acids.
GAUCCUGGAGACGCACAGCAGCACGAUCAGAGAGCAAACACAGGAAACACUCCUUUCUUUCUCUCCACUUUCUCUUCACCUUCUCUCCUCUUUCUCUUCCCUCCCUAUCUCCCUCUCUCCUUCUCCACGUUCUGCUGGGACAGCUGGGCUCCGGGCUGCGGCCUAAAAGCCAAGAGGGGUGUGUGGAAACAGACCCUGGGUUUUUGGGAAGAGGUGUCUCCUCUGUAUCGGCUCUUGUUGGGGGUGGAGGGGGGGUGGGGGCGGCUUCAGGCCAUGGCAGGACUGCACUGACAGGAGUAAACAUCGGAAUCUAAGCACGUUCAGUUUGUGUCGUGUACCUAGAGGCGGGUGAUGGAGGCCGGUGAGCCGCUGCGGGUGAAGGAGGAGGAAGAAGAGGCAAACCGCGCCUCGGAGUCGGACGCGAGCGGGAAAGGGGAGGGGCCUGACUACGGGUGGCCCCUGACAGAGGAGCGUGUGAGGGAGGUGCUGUCCCAGGUGGAGAGGCGCUCGAAGGAGGUGGUGUCCUACAUGGAGGGGUGCCUGGAAGAGGCGGGGCCCCGGUUCGAGGGGUGCAUCGGCGAGGUGAAGCUCCUGGAGCUGCAGCGGGACGCGCGGGUCGCGCAGCUGCUGCUGCUGGAGCAGCCAAUGGCGCGGGCCACGCAGGCGCUGAGGGCGGAGCUUGGCGAGGCCCGUAAACUCCUCGCGCGGGUGGAGCUGGAGAGGCAGAGCCUGCAGGAGCAGGUGUGGCAGGUGAAGAGGCGGCUCUUCCUGGUUGCCAGGGACUGCAUCCAGAGCCAGGUCAUGCUGGCAACCCAGCAGCACGAGGUGGCGCAAUUUGCAAUCACACAGGAGGAGCUGACAGCGCAGAUCCAGGAGCUGACGGAGGAGGCGUCUCAGCUGCGGGAGGAGCAGCAGGAUCAGCUGCGGGCGGUGCGGGAGCAGGCCCAGGCAGCGGGCCGACGGCGGCGACCCCGCAGCGACCUCACGCACUGCCGCCGCUUCUCCCUGGACCUCCAGCAGUACCUGCGGGGUGGGGUCCAGGCUCUGGAGCAGCACUACGAGCCCCGGCUCCUGGCCCUGCUCCGGAGGAGGCAGUGGGGGGAGGAGGCGCUGCGGAGGCAGAGGGAGGAGGCGAAGGACCUGAGGGUCCGCAUCGCGCCUCUGAGGGAGGAGGUCCAGGCCCUGGAGCUCCAGAGAGCCUGUAUGGAGGAGAGGGUCGCCCUCAUGGAACGGGAGAGGGAGGAGAAUGUGGCACAGUACCGGGAAGCCCUGGAGGUACUGGAGCAGAGUCUACAUGACUUGAAGACAGAGGUUCAGGUGCAGAAGAAGACAAACGAAGCAAUGGAGAACCUCAAGAACAGCCUGUCCAAGGAGCUGGACGUCCACAGGAAGUUUGGGGAAGUGUACGGAACACCCCGGAUUCCCACUCAGGAGGGGCUGGAAACUGGGUCGCCUGAAACGCUCCGCAGAUGAGAUCAUUCGAAAUUUCUAAAUUUUCCCCCUUGUGCAAUCAAAAAAUAUAUAUAUCUGUGAAAUGCUGUUAACCUUUCCACAGAGACGCAGACACUUAUACACAUAUCACAUAUACAGGCCUGGAUUACAAUGUUCUGGGUUUUUCAGUUUUGUCGACAAGUCAAAACACACCUGUUCAGCCUUGAUCCUGUUGGCUGGAUCCAGGAAGUUUCUUUAACCCAGAUAAUAGGCUUCCCGGGUCUUGGGGAUCCGCACUGUUUCUCGCUGGGUUUGUCCUUUCAGAUCCAAGAAUCUCCUGGCGAGAUGAGCUCUGAACUCCAAAAUCAAUUGCUUUAAUUAAUCGAGUCAGUGCCGAGCAACAAAGAAAACCAGCAAUGGGGCUGUGGUGCUCCUGGACCGGGAUUACAGACCUCUGCCUAUGACCCUGCCCUCACCACAAGCAUUAGCUGAUGUAAUUCUACUUACAAAGGUCUUGAUUGAAGACUGUGAUUAGUUAAUACUUGAAUCAGGAGUCAUGGUGCUGGGCUAAAAAAAAAAAGAAAAAUCUGCACCAUCCAAUCUGCACCGCCUUUUUGGAUGGCCAAUCAGUGAUUUACAUUAGUCACUUAAGUGCUGAAACACCAAGACCAACAGGCACUUGGGGGCUUCCAGGACUGAAGUUAAACUUGCAGACACAGCACCCCCUCCAGCACUGGAGGUAAACCUGCAGACACAGCAUCCCCCUCCAGGCCUGGAGUUAAACUUGCAGACACAGCAUCCCCCUCCAGGACUGGAGUUAAACCUGCAGACACAGCGCCCCCUCCAGGGCUGGAGUUAAACCUGCAGACACAGCGCCCCCUCCAUGACUGGUGUCGAACACCCCUGGCUUUAUGAAGUAUUAUGAAAUUAUUACUAAUAUGAUAUAUGCAUUGUUCUCAUGCCCAUACAUUGGGCACUACCACAUGUUGCAACUCAAUACAGCUUUUAAAAAAAGGAAAGAGGACAUUUGUAAACUAUACAAUAGCAUCAGUGGUACAUAUGCUUGUCUGUCCGUAGGCCUGUUGCCUCUGAUUGGGUGAAUGAUUUUCUAUAAGGACAGGAGAAUAAGGUUUCAUAAACACUAUAAUGGGUGGGGCUACAGUGAGCUGUCAAUCUUUGACUCACUUAAACCAAUCAAAUGGCUUUGCUUUCCACAGCAGAACAUGCCUGGCUGAAACCUGCAAGUCCAUAUGAUUUUUGUAGUUCUGCCCAUUUUUGGUUUAAGGAAGGCUCAUACUCCAAUCUCUAUGUGUGUAUGACUGUGUGACUUCCUGUUUUGUACACCCAUAUUUGGCAUUGCAGUUAUGAAAUGAGCUCAUUAUGCAUUUGCACUCAUGUGUCUUUACUAUCUAAUAAAUAAUCAAUAAGGUCAUACAUACAGUAUUAACUAUUUAAAAGGCAUCACAUUUAGUUUAUUGAAGCCAAUCAAGAGGAUAUUUAAUGAAGUGGGAUUCAGGAGUUUGGCAACAAAUAACAUUUGGAAAUAUUUUAAAUUGGAUGAAAUCUGACUGAACAAAAGUCCCACUUUGUGAAUAAGGCAGUGCACCCCCUGGGCUUUAAACCUGCAACCUCACAAGCUUCUCUUCCCACAACACUUUACGCGGAACCGUUUCAUUAUGACAUCACUACUCUAUUUACAUAGAGCGAGAGUGGACAGCACACUUCCUGUUGAAUGGGGACUGUGAUGAUUGAGCAGCCAAUCACAGGCCUGUUUACCAUAGUGCUCAUGGAGCCAAUGUGCCUCGCUGUUUAUCAUGAAUGUGUAGUCUGCUCACAUCGGGUUUGCACAUCUUAAUUUCUUUUUAAAAAUACCUUUCAGAGGUAGUGCAUUGGGUGACAGCAGGAUUUGGCUGUGAUGUUUGGUUAUGUUGGUGGCAGAGUAUGGAGGGAGCACCAGUGUAGUAUAAUGGGUAAGGAAAUAAACUGACGUUGUACCGUUGAUCUUCAGUGGAAUAGAAUGUAAUGUAAUGCAAAGAGCUGCAGAGAGACGGUGGUGAAUCAAAGGGUCAUGCUGCGGAGUUCACAGCAUACACACACACACACACGCAUGCACACACAGGCAUGCACACAGGCACACACACACAGGCAUUCACACAGGCACACACACACACACACACAAACACAAGCAUGCACACACAGGCAUGCACGCAGGCACACACACAUGCAUGCACAGGCACACACACACA